GGCGCCCUCCCGCCGCAGGCGCCGCCCGGGCCGUCCCUCCCCGCCGCCCCCCGCCCUCCGCCUCCCCCCGCCCUCCGCCUCUCUUCCCCCUCCCCGCCCAGCAGCGGUCGCUCGGGCCAGGCUCUCGGUUAUAAGAUGGCGGCGUUGAGCGGCGGCGGCGGCGGCGGCGCGGACCAGGGCCAGGCUCUGUUCAACGGGGAUAUGGAGCCCGAGGCCGGCGCCGCGGCCUCUUCGGCUGCGGACCCGGCCAUUCCCGAGGAGGUGUGGAAUAUCAAACAAAUGAUUAAAUUGACACAGGAGCAUAUAGAGGCCCUACUGGACAAAUUUGGUGGGGAGCAUAAUCCACCAUCAAUAUAUCUGGAGGCCUAUGAAGAAUACACCAGCAAGCUAGAUGCCCUCCAACAAAGAGAACAACAGUUAUUGGAAUCCCUGGGGAAUGGAACUGAUUUUUCUGUUUCUAGCUCUGCAUCAACAGACACCGUUACAUCUUCUUCCUCUUCUAGCCUUUCAGUGCUGCCUUCAUCUCUUUCAGUUUUUCAAAAUCCCACAGAUGUGUCACGGAGCAACCCCAAGUCACCACAAAAACCUAUCGUUAGAGUCUUCCUGCCCAAUAAACAGAGGACAGUGGUACCUGCAAGGUGUGGAGUUACAGUCCGGGACAGCCUAAAGAAAGCACUGAUGAUGAGAGGUCUAAUCCCAGAGUGCUGUGCUGUUUACAGAAUUCAGGAUGGAGAGAAGAAACCAAUUGGCUGGGAUACUGAUAUUUCCUGGCUUACUGGAGAGGAAUUGCAUGUAGAAGUGUUGGAGAAUGUUCCACUUACAACACACAACUUUGUACGGAAAACUUUUUUCACCUUAGCAUUUUGUGACUUCUGUCGAAAGCUGCUUUUCCAGGGGUUCCGCUGUCAAACAUGUGGUUAUAAAUUUCACCAGCGUUGUAGUACAGAGGUUCCACUGAUGUGUGUUAAUUAUGACCAACUUGAUUUGCUGUUUGUCUCCAAGUUCUUUGAACACCACCCAAUACCACAGGAGGAGGCCUCCUUAGCAGAGACUACCCUUACAUCUGGAUCGUCCCCUUCUGCACCCCCCUCCGAUUCUAUUGGGCCCCCAAUUCUCACCAGUCCGUCUCCUUCAAAAUCCAUUCCAAUUCCACAGCCUUUCCGACCAGAUGAAGAUCAUCGAAAUCAGUUUGGACAGCGAGAUCGGUCCUCAUCAGCUCCAAAUGUGCAUAUAAACACCAUAGAACCUGUCAAUAUUGAUGACUUGAUUAGAGACCAAGGGUUUCGUAGUGAUGGAGCCCCUUUGAACCAGCUGAUGCGCUGUCUUCGGAAAUACCAAUCCCGGACUCCCAGUCCCCUCCUACAUUCUGUCCCCAGUGAAAUAGUGUUUGAUUUUGAGCCUGGCCCAGUGUUCAGAGGAUCAACCACAGGUUUAUCUGCCACGCCCCCUGCCUCAUUACCUGGCUCACUCACUAAUGUGAAAGCAUUACAGAAAUCUCCAGGACCUCAGCGAGAAAGGAAGUCAUCUUCAUCCUCAGAAGACAGGAAUCGAAUGAAAACACUUGGUAGACGGGAUUCAAGUGACGAUUGGGAGAUUCCUGAUGGGCAGAUCACGGUGGGACAAAGAAUUGGAUCCGGGUCAUUUGGGACAGUCUACAAGGGAAAGUGGCAUGGUGAUGUGGCAGUGAAAAUGUUGAAUGUGACAGCACCCACACCUCAGCAGUUACAGGCCUUCAAAAAUGAAGUAGGAGUACUCAGGAAAACUCGACAUGUGAAUAUCCUACUCUUCAUGGGUUAUUCAACAAAGCCACAACUGGCUAUUGUUACCCAGUGGUGUGAGGGCUCCAGCUUAUAUCAUCAUCUCCACAUCAUUGAGACCAAAUUCGAGAUGAUCAAACUUAUAGAUAUUGCACGGCAGACUGCACAGGGCAUGGAUUACUUACACGCCAAGUCAAUCAUCCACAGAGACCUCAAGAGUAAUAAUAUUUUUCUUCAUGAAGACCUCACAGUAAAAAUAGGUGAUUUUGGUCUAGCCACAGUGAAAUCUCGAUGGAGUGGGUCCCAUCAAUUUGAACAGUUGUCUGGAUCCAUUUUGUGGAUGGCACCAGAAGUAAUCAGAAUGCAAGAUAAAAACCCAUAUAGCUUUCAGUCAGAUGUAUAUGCAUUUGGGAUUGUUCUGUAUGAAUUGAUGACCGGACAGUUACCUUAUUCAAACAUCAACAACAGGGACCAGAUAAUUUUUAUGGUGGGACGAGGAUAUCUAUCUCCAGAUCUCAGUAAGGUACGGAGUAACUGUCCAAAAGCCAUGAAGAGACUAAUGGCAGAGUGCCUAAAAAAGAAAAGAGAUGAGAGACCACUCUUUCCCCAAGAAAGGUCCAGAAGAAAGUAUAGACUCUUUAACAGUGGUUACCCCUGGAAGAUUCUCGCCUCUAUUGAGCUGCUGGCCCGCUCAUUGCCAAAAAUUCACCGCAGUGCAUCCGAACCCUCUUUGAAUCGGGCUGGCUUCCAAACAGAGGAUUUUAGUCUGUAUGCUUGUGCUUCUCCAAAAACACCCAUCCAGGCAGGGGGAUAUGGAGAAUUUGCAGCCUUCAAGUAGCCACACCAUCAUGACAGCAUCUACUCUUACUUAAGUCUUGUGUUCGUACAAUUUGUUAACAUCAAAACACACGUUCUGUUCCUUAACUCUUUUUAAAGAUAAAAAUUUUCAAUGCAUAAGCUGGUGUGGAACGGAAUGGAAUUUCCCAUCCAACAAAAGAGGGAAGAAUGUUUUAGGAACUAGAAUUCUCUGCUGCCAGUGUUUCUUCUUCAACACAAAUACCACGUGCAUACAAGUCUGCCCACUCCCAGGAAGAAGGAGGAGAGACCCUGAGUUCUGACCUUUUGAUGGUCAGGCAUGAUGGAAAGAAACUGCUGCUACAGCUUGGGAGAUUUGCUCUGGAAAGUCUGCCAGUCAACUUUGCCCUUCUAACCACCAGAUCAAUAUGUGGCUGAUCAUCUGAUGGGGCAGUUGCAAUCACCAAGCCUCGUUCUCUUUCCUGUUCUGGGAUUUUGUUGUGGAGCUCUUUCCCCUAGCCACCACUGGUUAAUUUCUGAGGGAUGGAACAAAAAUGCAGCAUGCCCUUCCUGUAUGGUGCAUGUUCAGUCCUUGAUACAUUUUUACCAAAAUGAAGCUAUUUUAUUUAAAUGGAGGGUGAGAGAUGAGGAGGUAGGUUUUGGUGUAGAGGAGAAGGGAAUGCUGCAUCUUUUUCCUGACCUGCUGGGUCUCUGGCCUUUGUUUCCUCGCUCACGCAGGCGCUGCCUGGCGGGCAGACUGGAAGCUCUGGCGCACAUUGCCUUCUUUUCCCAUUGGGUCCAGCAAUGAAGACGAGUGUUUGGGGAUUUUUUUUCUCCACGAUGUAGCAAGUUCUCAGGAAAAUACAAUUGAUAUCUUCCUCCUAAGCUCUUCCAGUCACCAAGUACUUAUGUGGCUACUUUGUCCAGGGCACAAAAUGCCUGUAUCUAAUUAAAAGCCUACAAAACUGCUUGAUAACAGUUUUGAAUGUGAGACAUUUAUAUAAUUUAAAUGUAAGGUACAAGUUUUAAUUUCUGAAUUUCUUCUAUUAUAUUUUUAUUAAAAAGAAAAUAAUUUUCAGAUUUAAUUGAAUUGGAAUAAAAUAAUACUUCCCACUAGAAUUAUAUAUCCUGGAAAAUUGUAUUUUUGUUAUAUAAACAACUUUUAAAGAAAGAUCAUUAUCCUUUUCUCUACCUAAAUAUAUGGGGAGUCUUAGCAUAAUGACAAAUAUUUAUAAUUUUUAAAUUAAUGGUACUUGCUGGAUCCACACUAACAUCUUUACUAAUAUCUCAUUGUUUCUUCCAACUAACUCCUGCACUACAUCCUACAUUUUCUUUCUAGUCUUUGAUCUAGCAUAUGCAACCUCAAAUAAAAAUGGUGGUGUCUCCAUUCAUUCUCCUCCUUCCUUUUUUCCCAAGCCUGGUCUUCAAAAGGUUGGUUAACUUUGGCAGCCGAGUCCCCCAGGCAGAGAAUAGAGCAAUUUUAGGUGUAUUGGGACUGAGGGAGGAUGUGAAAAGCCUAACUAACCUCAGUUGUUUUUAUAGAAAGAACUGCUGUGGUGUUAAGAACCUUGUUCCUUAUCUUUAUAAAUGGGGAAUAUAACCUAGUCAUAACUUCCCUUGACCUUUACUAAAGUGUGGUAUAAAUCACAGUAGUAGCAAAGAAAGUGACUCUGUAUGUAUUAAUGGCAAAUACCCCCCUUAUCAUGAAUCUGGACUCUGUUAUCAAGAUUUAAGAAUGUAAAUCAAAUGUACCUAGCCCAACCAAGCUAUGUAGUGAGGGACCUGAAAGAAAUUAGACAGGACCUAUAAAAUAAAUCAGGGAAUUAGAAAUUAUUUAAAGUUUUCAAAUUGUAAAUUGCCCCGCUAUUUUUCAGCCUACUAAAGCUUACUGUCAUUAGAUGAUUUCUUGCUAUGUUACCUAUAUUCAGAAGAAGGCCUGUUGAAAAUUCCAUGGACUUGUAAAAGAUUGUCCCAGUAAAAUGGGAAAUAAUCCUCAAGUUAUUAACGAGUUUGAAAAGCAGUGUAUUCUUAAGUCUUUUGUGAGCAGAGCAGUAUCUUACAAAAUUGAGAAAUUGCAAAAAUGAAAAUGAUUUGUGAUUUGAAGAGCAUCUUGUGUGCAUAAUGCUGCCUCUCUUUUAAAAGCAUUGUUUAUUUUUCUUUUAAAAUAUGUCCCCAUAGAUGCUUUUGAACAUGCUUGUGUUACCUUUUCCAAGAUUGGAGAGAGCUGGGCUUGAACAGUAGGUGUGUCCUGCCGGAGCCUGUAGUGCAGGACUCCCUACCUGAGCACGGCAGGAGCCAGCGCAGGAGCUAGUUAUGGAGGGAGCUUAGCAUUGGCGUUUUCAAAACAAAAUUCAAGGUGAUACACUGUUUUCUUCCCUUUCUUUUUAGAAUAGAUUGCUAUCUCAUUUGAAAAAUCUCAUUUCUUAAAUGAAGCUGUGCCCAGAAGCCAGGCUCAGGGUAUUCUUGAGAGAUUUGUAUAGAGCCCUUAAAAAAUAAAAAUAAAAUUUCAGCAUUUCCCUUUUCUUCCUUUUCUCCAUUAAAUACUUUUUCUCUAGUUUACAAAUGGCAUGGAAAAGGAAUUUCCCCUGAGUUUUACAUGCUUUUUUUGAUGCUUAGACUACAGAUAGACUUGAGCUCCUAAGAAAAUACAAGGAAAGAACUCCUUGUUUGUUGUGCAGUGCACUUUAUGAGUAGUUUGUAUCAAUAUUAUGUGGCUGCUUUACUGAAAAGCUUGUAAGGCUGUACUUAUCUGUCUUUCCUAUAAGGCGGCUGCAGUGCCUUCUGUAGUGUAUUUUAUUUUGGAUAAGGAGAGGUGACACCUUCCGAAAAAUUUCAGAGUAACCAUAAAAGAUUGUUUUAAAGUAUGUAGUAUUCCUGAUGGACUUUUUCAUCAUUAAACUAGUCUAGGGUCUAAACUUGUACCACUGAAAUAAUAUUGACCAAAAAGUAAUUUAUAAAAGGGAUUUGUGAAUAGAAAAUCCACUGUAAUCAUUUGUACUUAAGUGCACUCUUAAAAGAAGAUUGUCUCGCUGUCAAAUUCUGGUUCCUUGACAUCCAAUCCCUGGUUUUGUUUGCGAUCUGGUAGGACAUGCUAAGGCAAGCUAGAAGAUAAAAUCCCAUAUACUUUAGUAUACCUAUUAUAUUUAUGUCAAUGUUGGAGAAGAAAGAAUAGUUACUUAGUAAUAAAGAUCCAAGACUUCAACAUUGUCAACCUGAAACUUUGUAAAUAUUUCCUAAAUUCUUGUUUGGUGUGGUCACAGCUCUUUAUCACACAAUGUUAUCUUUUACUCAUCAGGCAAUUUUGGAACUGCUGCACGCCCCUCCUCAGAUCUCACCUGCCCCUCCCGUACAUUCACCUCUCCAGCCUUGUGCACACCUCAUUUAGCUUUACUUUGAAACACAUUGCAGGGUUCAGGUGACCUCUUCAAAAACUACCUCCUCAGAAUGAGGUAAUGAAUAGUUAUUUAUUUUAAAAUAUGAAAAGCCAGGAGCUCUAGAACAUGAAGAUGAUUUAAGAUUUUAAUUUUUAUGUGUACUUGUAUUUGAGCCUUCUCAUUUUGUCCUAAAGGGCAUUAUACAUUUAAGCAGUAAUACUGAAAAAUGUAGCUCAGAGUAUCUGAAUGUUGUUGAAAGUGGUGCCAGAAUCUGUUUAGGGGUACGUUUCAGAAUUUUUAACCUUAUAUCGGUUGCAUGAAAUUAAAUAGUUAAUGGUAACACUUCACUAACCGUGAUAUAAUUGUAAUCUUCGGUAGGCUUAGCAAGACAGUACAUCUUCAUAAUGAGUUAGCUGCAGCUUCGUCACAUGCACAGAUGCUCCUGUAGAGAGACUGCCCAGUUAAGAGGGUAGAAUGAUGACCCAUUUUGCAAGUUUCUCUUCUUUGUCCAAAUUGGCAUUCUUUGUGCUAGAAUAUCAGCACUUUGAGACUAGCAAUUUCAACCAUUAGACUAUUAAAAAGCAAAACAAACAAAAAAACCAUAGCCAGACAUGGAAAGUUUACCGUGAGUAUAAACAGCAAAUAGCUUACAGGUCAUACAUUGAAAUGGUGUAGGUAAGGCUCUAGAAAAAUACCUUGACAAUUUGCCAAAUGAUCUUACUGUGCCUUCAUGAUGCAAUAAAACUAAAAUUUUAGCAGAAAUCAGUGAUUUGUGAAGAGAGCAGCCACCCUGGUCUAACUCAGCUGUGUUAAUAUUUUUUAGCGUGCAAUUUAGACUGCAAAGAUAAAUGCACUAACGAGUUUAUAGCCAAAAUCAUGUUUAAAAAAAUGAGAAAACACAGGUAAAUUUUCAGUGAACAAAAUUAUUUUUUUAAAGCACAUAAUCCCUAGUAUAGUCAGAUAUAUUUAUCACAUAGAGCAAAUAGGUUGAAAUCAUAAUUCAGUGACAUUUCUAGAGAAACUUUUUCUACUCCCAUAGGUUCUUCAAAGCAUGGAACUUUUAUAUAACAGGAAUGUUUGACAGACAUUUUAAGAAAUUGCUGUAGUUUAGGGUUGAAGUACUAUAUGCUGGGCAGUAGUCAUAUGUAUUAACUAGUGAGAAGGGUGAAAUUAACAUAUAGGACAGAAUUUGAUUUUCUCAGUUCCCAGAGUACUGCCAACCUAGUCACUGAUUUUCCAGAGUUUGAAAUAUAAACUUGCCUCUCAGGAUUUGUUUGCAAAUUAAGUGGGACUGUCUUGCUAAUGCUGUUCAAGGUGCUCUGGGGGCCAGGUGGAAUCUCCAGGGGCUCCUCUGAGGGGACAUAUGGCUGGCGGGUGUGAACUGGACACACUCCAUGGUGUGCUUCUAGUAUCUUGAUUCCUCACCACCCCCAAGAAAGGCUUCAGCAAGUUCUCUAGACGUUUCACUAAGGAGUAUUACUAAUGCCCAUAGAUUGUUGAGCACCCGAGGGGUGCAGUAGCAUCUCUGCCUGAUUGUAUAUUGGCCCCCAGAGGAGAAUGAAGUGGCCAGUGUACUCAUAUUCCAUGUUGCUAGCUCUGGUAAAUUGAAAAUACUGGUAAGAUUUUUUUUUUUAUUAGCACACUAGAGAGUAAGCUUUGUUUUGUUGUUUGAAGAUAAUCCAUUUUCACUUGUUUGGGAAAACAUUUAAAUUGAAUUUCAGUCCUAAAUGUUGCCAGUUGGGGUAAUUAACAGUUUCUAUCAGGUGUUUUUAAGGUAGAAGAGGACAGAAACAUAAGUCCUAAAAUCUUAAAUUAAGGUAACAGUGGUUUAUUUUACAACACUUAGGGGUGGUUAGUCUCUACCUCAGAAAAUUGAUUGAGUGUAUCUUUUAUUUCAGUAUCCACAAUUUCAACUGUUGUUCUUGUCAUACUUUUUUUUAACCUUUUGACCCCCUUUACCCAACUGUUAACUUAGUCUUAUUAAUUACUAAAUCCGUUUCAUUAAAAUGUUUAAUUUUAUUUAGCAGUUUUGACUAAUUACAAUGAUAUAACCAGUUGUGCAUGAGGACACAGCCAGUGAGUGUAUCUGGGUUUUUUUGUGAUGCUUUUUUUUCUUAAGAAUUCUGUAGAUUGAAGUACUCUUUGAAAACAAAGGACUAAAAUACGUUUAUUCGUGUUAGCAUAAAAAAAAAAAAAAGAUUUGUGCAAACCAUCUGCUUCUCCUGGCAGGCUGAGCACAUUGUCCAGCACCCACGAGUGGCUGGUUCUCAUCACAGAAUCUAUGUAGGGAAUCGGGCAUGAAAUUCACUGAAGAGAUAGAGCAGAGGAAGUGUUGUGUUUACAGGAGUGGAGAUAGGGCUUAUGAGUAAGUUGCUUAGUAAGUUGAUUUUGUUUUGAGAAUUAUUGUGUUACAUUUGUGUGUUAAGCUUUUUUUAACCCACUUGUGUUUUGGUGGAGUAUGUGUUACAUAAGAGGAAACGUCAGACUAACAUAAGCAACCAAGCUCACAGUCUAGGCACAGAUGUAGACAAAGUGGACCAAAAUGGGAGGGGGGAGGGUAUGGGAGUAAGUCUGGGGUAGGGAAGAAUUGAUGUGAGGGUGGGAAAUAAACUAUAAUUACCUGAAAUAAAAUGUAAGAGUGCAAUAAGUGUGCUUUUUAUUCUAAGCUGUGAACGGGUUUUUUAAAAAAUCAUUCCUUCCUAAUACAUUUGCCUGUGUUCUGUAGCUGAUUAAAACCAGCUAUGUAAACAUAUAAUGCCUUUUUAUUCAUGUUAAUUACCAACAUAAAUGGCUAACCUUUAUGUCUUAUUUAUCUUCAUGUUAUGUUAGUUUACAUACAGGGGUGUGUAUGUGUGUGUAUGCUGUAAAUUUUCCCUCCGUCAUUUGAAAACGCCUUUGUUGGGUCCUCUGUGUUUCCUUUGGCCAUGCCACAGGUUAUAGUCUCGGCUUGGCCUUCAUAUCGCCUGAUUUGAAGGACUCUAUCGCAGUGACGUGGCUCAUUCAAUUGUUGUACACUCUGACCCUUUCCUCACUCAGCAAUUGCUGUUUCUUCUAAGAUAGGAGUGUACAACUAUGAGGAAAUUGACAUUAACUGUUUAACAUAUGUCCCUUCGAAUUCUAUUUAGUAGUUAUGAUUGCUCUUUGGUUUGGACCAAGAAAAAGGAAAUCCGUGCCCCCCCGUCCCCUUUCACUUAUUUCUCGGUUUGAGGACAAUUCUUCUAUAAGAGAGAGGAAAGGGAAAUCCUUCAUGUUUUAACUGCAGUGAGUUAAUGGCCCCUGGUUUACUCCAAACCUUAUGGCGAUUCACAUUCACAUUCCUCUCCUCUCUCGCUGCCAGAGGUUUGGGUUUAGUUCACUUCAGUUCCGCUCAAGCAUUGAAAAGGUUCUCAUGGAGUCUGGGGUGUGCCCAGUGAAAAGAUGGGGACUUUUUAAUUGUCCACAGACCUCUCUAUACCUGCUUU
This is a messenger RNA of Physeter macrocephalus (sperm whale), 9387 nucleotides long. It is a transcript of the gene BRAF, whose product is annotated as B-Raf proto-oncogene, serine/threonine kinase. Lineage: Eukaryota; Metazoa; Chordata; Mammalia; Artiodactyla; Physeteridae. Gene Ontology annotation, cellular component: cytosol; cytoplasm; plasma membrane. Gene Ontology annotation, biological process: MAPK cascade; protein phosphorylation; Ras protein signal transduction. The transcript is spliced from 21 exons. The record is from RefSeq and is a predicted model, not a curated record. The coding region runs from base 136 to 2595 and encodes 819 amino acids. Gene Ontology annotation, molecular function: MAP kinase kinase kinase activity; ATP binding.